CUUCGGGGAGGUAGCAGCGCUGCCGCCUUGCGAGCAGUGAACCAGGUUCGCGGCGAUGCGCCGAGCGCCGUUAUUCCCACCGCUGCAAAUCGGGCGAAACGGGAGGUAAACCGGCGAAAAGCAGGAUCGUCGCAGUUUCGCGCCACCCUCUCCACGCCGUCGCAACGCGGCGUCUGCAACCCCGCGGACAAAAUCUCCAAACGACAACGCAACACGCGUUACUCGAGCAGACCGUGCUUCUUACCUCAGCGCAGUCGGUUGUUAGGUAUUCACCUGCUCGUCCGCGCCGCGUCGCGUUGCGUUCUCUCCUGGGUUCUGAUUUCCUCGGUUAUAAACACGAUGCGCAGUGCAGUGAAAGGGUGCAGACGAUAAUAACAAUAACCCUGUAACCUGGUGGCCUCCUCUGCGCCGUCGCAACUGUCAACCGGCAUCGAGGGGCCGCUGAAUGUCCGAUCGCCGGCUCGUUUUUCCCUGGAGGAGCAGUUGGGCACGGACAGGAUCAGGAAGAGAGGUCGUCCCUGCUUGAGGGUGGCUGCAGUGACAGGGGUGGUGGCGAGAGUCAGGGCGGGGGUGGGCCCAGGGGUGGCGUCAUGGACUCUAAUCAACAACAAUUUUGUCUGAAGUGGAACAGCUUUGGCAGCAAUUUGGCCACGGCAUUUUCGAACCUCUUCAAAAGCGAGAGUCUCACCGAUGUCACCCUCUUCUGCGAGGGUGUGACGUUCAAGGCGCACAGAUUGAUCCUGGCAGCAUGUAGCAAGCAUUUUCAAGAGUUGUUCGAGGGGAUGCCACCCUCGCCUGCGGGCUUGAUCGUCAUCCUCGACGGUACCAGCGCCCACAACAUGACUGCACUGCUCGAGUUCAUGUACAGGGGCGAGGUACACGUCUCUCAGGAAUCCCUCAGCUCCUUUCUCAAGGCUGCCGAGUGUCUCCAAGUAAAGGGUCUCUCGAUAGAGCACGAGAAAUUGGCGGUGGCUCAAAGGCACGCGGCGGAAGGCAACGGCUCGUCGGACGGCAACGGCGGGAUCGGGGGCGGCGGAAGUGGGGCGGGGGCCGGAAAUACGGGAAUCGGCGCUGCAGGCAGCGUCAGAAAGAAGUCCCCGACCCCCGUGCCUGCCCCCUCAAAUGCAACAAACUACUCCGUGCCCACUUCACACGCCACGACCCAGCACUACUACGACAGUCCGAGGAAGAGGCUCAUGAGGUCUCCGAGCGACGCCGACGCUUUGGGAAGAGCGAGCGUGCUUCGUGACGGAGCGGCGUUUCGUCCGGCAUCGGCGCCUCACCCUCUACUCCUGGACAGCAACCUGCAUUCGCAUUUUCCCCACCCGACGGACCAGCCGUCGCAUCCCCACACAGCGCCCCACACGCCGACGGAACUUGAACGAGAAUUGGAACGCGACAGAUCGGAGGAGAGAGGGAACGGUGAGCACAGAGACAACGGUGCCGAAGACCUUCGGAUAAAACAGGAACCAGGUCUAUUAACGGACAGAGAAAGGGCCGAAAGGUUAGCCGAGCGUUCAUCCGGCGAGUCUUACGGCGGCAGAGGCGGAGGCGGCGAAUCAGCCGCGUAUGGCACUCAGGGUGAUCAUCUAGGGCAGCAUCAGGGCUGCGGAAAUCUGGCACCCAUACCUCCGCCACACCCUCCAACCCCCGACCUCAGCCCUGCGCCCGCAACGCCCGCCACGUGGAAUUCAAAAAUCAACAAGGCAGGAACCGUGACGACGCCGGAUGGAAAGAAGCUCAAGUGUCCAUUCUGCGAGCGGCUCUACGGUUACGAGACGAAUCUUAGGGCACACAUACGGCAGCGUCAUCAGGGUAUAAGAGUGCCAUGUCCAUUCUGUUCGAGGACAUUUACAAGGAACAACACGGUCCGACGUCACAUCGCGAGGGAACACAAAACCGAGCUGAGUCUAAAGGCUUACCAGCAAUCGAACGCGGCUACGCAGUAGCCGAUGCUCGCCGAGAAGAAGGCGGCUUUCUAAGGAGCCGAAUUACGGGGAGGAGGACGGGGGAUGGGGAUGGGGUUGAGGAUGAGGUACCGCAGACCGUUGUUGGAAAUUAAUUAUAUCACAUUAUGUUACGCCCGAUUAUUCACCCAUACGUGCAUCCAUCCAUCCAUCCAUCCAUCCACCGGCCGACGCACCCCCACCCUCCCAAUCCAAAAACCCUGUGUAAACAACCCCAAACUGUUGGACCUGCCCAAAAAAUUCACCCAACGAACGCAACGCGAAACUAUGCGUCGAGAGGAUUCGUUAAUUCGCUUAGCGUUUUUACCCUGACAAUUGAUUGUAUUCGACACGUGCAUGCACGUACGAUGUGAGCGAUUGUUCGAACGUAUGCUGCUGACGCGUCGCGUUACGUCGUCAAACUGUCCGAGCGAGAGAAAAGAACGGGGAUGAUACGUGAAGACGGAAGAAGACGAUGACGAGAGAAAAUUGUUGAUGAUGAAAAAAAAUAAAAAAAAAAAAACAGCAAACAAACAAACGCAAAA
Molecule: messenger RNA, 2491 nt
Organism: Neodiprion virginianus
Lineage: Eukaryota; Metazoa; Arthropoda; Insecta; Hymenoptera; Diprionidae
Gene: chinmo
Product: zinc finger protein chinmo
Exons: 7
Coding region: 591-1949 (452 amino acids)
Biological process (GO): regulation of transcription by RNA polymerase II
Cellular component (GO): nucleus
Molecular function (GO): protein binding
Source: RefSeq, a predicted model, not a curated record